UCCGUACAACACACACCACUGGUUGAAGCAGGAUUUGCCAGUUGAAGGAUUAACACGUUUUUCGUUUUUUUUGAAUAAUUGUUAUUCAUUCACUUAGCUCUUAUUUCGGCGCACUGAAGACGGAUAGUGACUAAAACGUUACAACAGAUUGGCAGACCAACCGAAACGACAAAUAGGUAUGAAAAUGAUGUUUGUAUCUGCAAUGAGUGUCUGCCUGCUGAUAAAUUAUGCUGUGUCCGCAAUUCCUAAACCGGAGGAAAAACGAGUGUUGGAUCAUGAUCCACUAAGCCAUGCACAACAUUAUCAAAAUGAUGAGCAUAACAAACAGUACGAUCAUGAAGCAUUUCUCGGCGAAGACGCCAAGACAUUCGAUCAACUAGAAGCGGACGAAAGUAGAAGACGGUUAGGUCUCAUCGUAGAUAAAAUAGAUGGCGACAGCGACGGGUUUGUUAAUCUGUCUGAGCUGAAGGCCUGGAUUCAGUACACGCAACGGCGCUACAUCGACGAUGAUGUCAACCGGCAGUGGAAGACGCACAAUCCAAACAAUACGGAGAAAGUCCACUGGGAUACGUACCGGAAGAAUGUGUACGGAUUUCUGGACGAGCUUGCGUCGCAUGAAACGGACCAUCCUAACGAUGAACACUUUUCUUACCGGGCAAUGAUGAAGCGCGAUCGACGCCGCUGGAGCAUUGCGGAUCGUGACGGAGAUGAUGAGUUGACGCGGGAAGAGUUUACCGAUUUUCUUCAUCCUGAGGAAAGCAGCCACAUGCGCGAAGUCGUUGUAACGGAAACAAUCGAAGAUAUCGAUAAGGAUAGUGAUGGAAAGGUGUCGGUCGAAGAGUAUAUCGGCGAUAUGUACCGACAAGGCGAACCGGACGAAGAAGAACCGGAUUGGGUGAAGCACGAGCGGGAAACGUUUACUAAUUUCCGUGACAAAAACAAGGAUGGAUUUAUGGACAAUCAGGAGGUUAAGGAUUGGAUUACUCCAGCUGACUUCGACCAUGCAGAGGCGGAAGCACGUCAUCUAAUCUACGAGGCUGAUUCCGACGCGGACGAGAAACUUACCAAGGAUGAGAUUAUCGAAAAGUACGAUUUGUUUGUCGGUUCACAAGCAACAGAUUUUGGCGAGGCUUUAACGCGGCAUGAUGAGUUCUAAAGCAGGUUCAUAGUACUCAAUUUAGUUUAAACUGCGGUGUCAUUAUUAGAUGAGGUAUAUUUUUGUACACAAACGCAAAUGUGCAUCGAUACUGCAGUGACUGAACCGUUUAGAAUACUCCUAUUUGCCAUACGAGGGUAGCAAAGGAACAACUAAUGAACAAAUAAUAUUAGGUAGUAUAAAGAUAUGUUUCUAUUACAGUAUGUCUCAUGCUAACAUUUAGUUUAGGCGUAAUAUGUUACUUGCAUAUAAAUGUAAUGUUUCGCAAUCAUGAGUUGAUAUUAAUCUCGAAAUUGUUGGCAGGGCAUUCAUUAAAACAUGAACUAUUUUCCAUAGUUCAACUACACGUUUCGUGAACUCUGUCAACAACAAACCAAUAAACCAUGUUCGAUUAAAGGCGAAAAACAAUCUUUGUUGAGAAUGAAUAAUUGUCGACUAAUUAACGUAUGCUUGAAGAAAAAUGACAAAAUUUUGAGCGAGAUUGAAAAAAAACUAUUAAAGAUAAUUUAAUGGAAUAAAGAUCACUUAAAUCCUAUGUUUAAUAAGCAAUAAGGAAAG
Anopheles moucheti is the source of this 1714-nucleotide messenger RNA. It is a transcript of the gene scf, whose product is annotated as calumenin-B. Gene Ontology annotation, cellular component: endoplasmic reticulum. Lineage: Eukaryota; Metazoa; Arthropoda; Insecta; Diptera; Culicidae. The coding region runs from base 179 to 1156 and encodes 325 amino acids. The transcript is spliced from 4 exons. Gene Ontology annotation, molecular function: calcium ion binding. The record is from RefSeq and is a predicted model, not a curated record.